Molecule: messenger RNA, 1737 nt
Organism: Chanos chanos (milkfish)
Lineage: Eukaryota; Metazoa; Chordata; Actinopteri; Gonorynchiformes; Chanidae
Product: NXPE family member 3-like
Exons: 7
Coding region: 1-1737 (578 amino acids)
Source: RefSeq, a predicted model, not a curated record
AUGGAAAUGGCUGUGACGAAUAUGUAUUUCAAGAAGAGGGAGGAGCACAGGGUGAUGUAUAAGAGUGGAGGACGGUGCACACAGGUGGACUACAUCCUAUGCAGGAGGCUCUAUCUGAAAGAGAUUGGGGACUACAAGGAGGUGACAGGGGAGAACAUAGCAAGGCAGAAUCAGAUGGUGGUCUGUAGGAUGACUUUGGAGAUCAAGAGGAGGAAGAAAAUGAAAGCAGAACCAAGUUUCAAAUGGUGGAAGUUGAAGAAGGAAGACUGCUACGCAGAGUUCAGGGAGGAGUUAAAACAGGCAGAGCUCUCCGCUCAACCACCUCCGGCCAGCUGGUGGUCCCCUCACUUCAGGAACCUGGCAGCCGUUCCUCUCGACCACACCUCUUCUCGGCCAUUGUUCCACUGUGGUCACAAUGGGACAUGCGUAAGCACUGAGUCUACACCUUCUGAAACUGCUGACACUGGAUUCAGCCCUGAAGAAUGGGCCAGAAUGCUGAAGGCUCUGGACUGGCCAACUCCAGAUCAGCCCAUCACACACAUAGCCAUGACCACAUGCCCAGCUUGCUCCACAUUCUCCAUCGUGGGACAGAAAGAGAAGUACAGAGUGGGAGAUGAAUUGUAUGUCCAUAUAGUAGCAAAAGACCAUAAUAAUACCGCAAAACGAUAUGGAGGUGACUUUUUUCUGACAAAGCUUUAUUCAUCUAAGCUUAAGGCCAGUGUUUUUGGGGAAGUUUUGGAUCAUCGGAACGGGUCCUAUUUGGCACGUCUUCUUCUUCCAUGGGUGGGCAAAGCCCAAGUUGCCGUACGUUUGGUCCAUUCUAGUGAGGCAAUACAAGUCUUCAAAAAGUACCUGAAUUCUGAUGUUGUGCGACAUUUUUACUGGGGUCAUUUUGAGGGCACUGGACCCAAUGGAACAAGGAUUAAAGAGACUGUGUCCUGUAAUUUGAAAUGGGGCCAAGCUGAUGGCUGGAAGACAGGAAACUGCUGCUGCGAUUAUCGGGAUCCACGGACAGGAGACGAGUGGCAGUGUGAGAAACCGCCGACACUUCCCUGUGAUGCAUGGGUGUAUCACGAAAGGGGUGGAUUUAAAAAUCCCCUGACUUCUUUUGAGCAGGAACUCUUAGCUAGGACUCUGACAAACCAAGGCAUUAAAGGAGAUAAUCGCAUCUUGAAUGUUCUUCCUUCCACUGCAAAUAUUGCCUUGAAACAAAUCAACAUGCACAAAAACAGUAAAACUGGCCCUCGUAUGGCUGUUAGCAUGGACAAUAACAUUAUAAUCCGGUGGAGAUCUCAUGGUCUACCUCUGAGUUUCCUAAAGAUGCCAGUUGUAGAUCUACAUUACAUAAGCAAUCAGAUUGAUGACUUAGCCGGCGGGCCACACACUGUCAUCGUUUUUGACAUCUUUGCACAUCUUGUUUUUCAUCCACUGACCUUCUACGCCCACCGAGUAUUAAAAAUACGCCAGGCUGUUUUGGCACUGCUGAACAGGGCGCCUCAAACAAAAGUGAUUAUUAAGUCCGGCAACACGGGUGGAUCAAAGGACAUAUAUGCAAAUGACUGGUACUACAUCCAGCUGAAUAUAAUUAUGAGGGAAGCAUUCAGAGACCUACCUGUGAUCUACAUGGAUGUUUUUCAGAUGACCUCCUGCCAUUAUGCCAGAGAGAAUAUACAUCCACCAGCUGUUAUUAUUGCUAAUGAAAUUGACAUAUUUCUUUCCUUUGUCUGUCCCAUUUGA